This is a messenger RNA of Dipodomys ordii (Ord's kangaroo rat), 519 nucleotides long. RefSeq names its product histone H3. Gene Ontology annotation, molecular function: protein heterodimerization activity; structural constituent of chromatin; DNA binding. Gene Ontology annotation, cellular component: nucleosome. The transcript has a single exon. Lineage: Eukaryota; Metazoa; Chordata; Mammalia; Rodentia; Heteromyidae. Bases 7 to 417 code for a protein of 136 amino acids. The record is from RefSeq and is a predicted model, not a curated record.
UUAGCUAUGGCUCGCACAAAGCAGACGGCUCGCAAGUCCACCGGCGGCAAGGCGCCCCGCAAGCAGCUGGCUACUAAGGCCGCUCGCAAGAGCGCCCCGGCCACCGGCGGCGUGAAGAAGCCCCACCGCUACCGGCCCGGCACCGUGGCGCUGCGCGAGAUCCGGCGCUACCAGAAGUCGACGGAACUGCUGAUCCGCAAACUGCCGUUCCAGAGGCUGGUGCGCGAGAUCGCGCAGGACUUCAAGACCGACCUGCGUUUCCAGAGUUCCGCUGUGAUGGCGCUGCAGGAAGCGAGCGAAGCCUACCUGGUGGGUCUUUUUGAGGACACCAACUUGUGCGCCAUCCAUGCCAAGCGGGUGACUAUCAUGCCUAAAGAUAUCCAGCUUGCGCGCCGCAUCCGUGGCGAACGUGCAUAAACUGCUAAGCUUUUCUGACUCUCGGUCCCAAAGGCUCUUUUCAGAGCCACUUCUGUUCUCAGUAAAAGGCUGUUACACAGGCAAGCCAGAGAAAUCUUGGCC